AUGAAUCUGAAUUACCUGGAUUCACGUACAAAAAUACGAGACCUGCAGUCACUGAAGAUCUUGUUAGAAGACGUGCAGAACACAACAACUGUGAAAAAAAUUCUCUAUCUUCAGAAUAAUCUAAUUCCAAAAAUUGAAAAUGUGGGCAAACUAAAGAAGCUGGAAUAUUUAAAUGUAGCUUUAAACAACAUAGAAAGAAUUGAAAAUCUGCAAGGUUGUGAAGAACUGAAGAAACUUGACCUGACAGCAAAUUUCAUUGGUGAACUCUCCAGUAUUGAAACCCUAAAAAACAAUAUACAUCUGAAGGAACUGUUUCUAGUGGGUAACCCAUGUACUGAAUUUGAAGGUUAUAGACAGUUUGUGGUAGCAACUCUUCAUCAAUUAAAAUGUUUGGAUAGUAAAGAAAUAGAACGUUCAGAGAGGAUUCAAGCACUUCAAAAUUAUCCAGAAGUGAAACAGAAAAUCAGGGAACAGGAACAAGCUUACCUUCUCAAAAGGGCCAGAGAAAAAGAAGAGGCUCAAAGAAGGAUGCAAGAAAGAAAGGACAAGAAACAAAAACAACUGGAAUCUAAGCUUGGAUUUGACAGCCCAGACUCCCUACAGAACAAAGAAAAUCAUGAAGCAGAAGGAGGCAGAGAACAAGAAACAUGGAGAACAGCUGAAGAUGAUGAAGAAGACAGAAGAUUUUGGGAGGAGCCUACACCGUAUACUCCGGAAUCUAGAUUAGAAACUCACAGAUAUAUUGAAGAAAAACGGAGAGCUAAAGACAGUACAAGGGAAUCAAAAAAGAAAGAGAAGCCUCUUCGGACAUUGGUCACUGCAGAAGGAAAAGUUCUGAACGUGAAUGUGCCUAAGCUUCAUUUCUCUUUGAAUGAUGAUGAACAAAACAACCAGAUCAUCUUGGAUCUUGCUGUUUACAGACAUUUGGACACUUCUCUGCUUGAUGUUGAUGUCCAGCCAACUUACAUACGAGUACUGGUGAAGGGAAAGCCAUUUCAGCUUGUGCUCCCUGAGGAAGUGAAGCCAGACGGCAGCUCUGCUAAAAGAUCACAAACAACUGGUCAUUUAGUUGUCAGCAUGCCAAAGGCUAAAGAAAUAAUCUUGGCUAAACAAAAAGUAUUGACUUCAAUGAAAGAUUCUGACUGCAAUACAGUGCAACAAAAUGCAAAAAGUGUGAAAGUUGAGAAAUUAGAAGUGGAUCCCAGUAAAUAUUCAUUCCCUGAUGUGACAAAAAUAAUCCAAGAGAAGGAACGAAUUGGACAGGGACCUAUUAGGCUACAAGCGGAGAAGAUUACAGAGACUCAGGAGAGUUAUGUUGAUUUUGAAAAUAAUGAUGUUCCUCCCUUAAUUUGA
Molecule: messenger RNA, 1353 nt
Organism: Opisthocomus hoazin
Lineage: Eukaryota; Metazoa; Chordata; Aves; Opisthocomiformes; Opisthocomidae
Source: RefSeq, a predicted model, not a curated record